Messenger RNA from Camarhynchus parvulus, 3294 nucleotides. RefSeq names its product family with sequence similarity 155 member A (gene NALF1). Gene Ontology annotation, molecular function: stretch-activated, monoatomic cation-selective, calcium channel activity. The transcript has 2 exons. Gene Ontology annotation, cellular component: plasma membrane. Lineage: Eukaryota; Metazoa; Chordata; Aves; Passeriformes; Thraupidae. The record is from RefSeq and is a predicted model, not a curated record. Gene Ontology annotation, biological process: calcium ion import across plasma membrane. Bases 28 to 1107 code for a protein of 359 amino acids.
UCGGCCAGGGCUGUGCGUUCCCAAAAUAUGACCAGGGGUGCUUGGAUGUGUAGUCGGCAGUGUGAUGACGGCUUAAAAAUCUGGUUCGCACCCCGGGAGAACGAGAAACCCUUCACGGAUUCAGAGAGGGCUCAGAAAUGGCGACUGUCCCUGGCAUCGCUCUUGUUUUUCACGGUCCUGCUCUCUGAUCACUUGUGGUUCUGCGCCGAGGCCAAAUUCACGGGGACCGGAGAGAAGGAGCAGCCGCCGCCCGAGAAGCCGGAGCCCGCGGAGCCGGAGCUGCUGGCGGGCAUGGGGGAGCCGGCGCCCCCCGCGCCCCGGCUCCUCGCCCCCCCCUCGCCCUCCCUCCCGCCCUCCCCCGGCAGCAGCGGCGGCGGCAGCCGCGGCAGCCGCACCAACGGCACCGAGCCCCGGCACGGCAAGGCUGCUUUCCUGGGGAACUCCACCGCCAGGCCCCCGGAGACCUGUCCCCCCCCGGGCUCCUCGUCCGGGCAGUGCUUCAGCGUGGGCGACGUGGAGGCGGUGUGCCAGCGGCGAGGGGGGUCGGGGCGGCCGCGGGGCACGGGGCAGAGCCCGGCGCCCGGCUGGGACCUGACGGAUUUUUACCUUUCCUUUUGUAAUUCCUACACACUUUGGGAGUUGUUCGCCGGGUUGUCCAAUCCGGACACUUUGAACUGCAGUCUGGAUGUGGUGCUGAAGGGGGAAGGCUCCUGCAGCCAGUGCGUCCAGGCUUACCAGCGCUACGACCAGCACGCUCAGGAGAAAUACGAAGAGUUUGAGGUUAUGCUCCAGAAAUAUUUACAGUCGGAUGAGUACUCGGUGAAAUCGUGUCCUGAGGAUUGUAAGGACUCUUCAUGUGCUGAUUCUGUAUCUGCCAACAAACAUUCUCCUGUAAGCCACAGUCGCGUGCUGUCACUAGAGUCGCUGGACAUAAGGCUGCUUGUGCAGUUCGAAAGAAAAAACAUGAGGCAACAACAGUUCUUUGUAGAGCUCAGUAAAACAGAGAAAACCUUGAAGCAGAAACUUCUGUUUCUCAAAUUAUUUCCCUUCAUCAGCAUCCACCCACUUUAUCUCAAGCAGAGGUGUGUGUUUCUUCCAAUUUUCUGAGACAAGCAGGUAUUAUACGUAGAUGCUUAGAGGAUGUACGCAAAGGAGAAUAUGCUCUGCCUGCCAUAAUGGACUUGAACUGAUGAGAAAAGAACAUCAAAUUUCAACUUGCAGAGAAGAAGAAAAGCCAGUUCCAAACCCUGGAGCAAUUAUGUGACUUUCUUCCAAUUUAUUCUCACAUCUUAUCAAAAUUUAUCUCUGCAAGGAAUCACUGAAAGAAUAUCUGUGAGAAUGAAGCUUUCAGAGGAAUAUCUCAGGUCAGUGAAGAAACAGUCAAACACAAUGAAUUAUCAUUCAACUUAAUAUCAUGUUUUUACCUAUGAAUUUUGGGGGUGAGGGAUUUUAGUUUGUUUGGAAAUAAUUGAAAACAAAAUCUUUUUUUUUAUUAGACCAUCUUGCAUAUUUCAAAGGGAAUCAUAUUUUUUGGCCAAUCUUAGGAGGAUUGCUUCAAGUAUGUCUUAUAGUUGACUCCUUUAAAAAAAAAAGGAAAUAGUGUGGAACUCAUGAUCAUGAUUCUGUAAUUUUGAACAUUAUAUUCUGAUACUCCUUUUGUAAUGUUAUUUCAAAAAAAGCAUAAUAAAAGUUUUCUUUUAAUUAUGACUUCUAUGAGUUGAUGUUUUUCUAUUAGGCCCAACAUAAAUAGAAAAAACACCAUCUCCCUUUCUUUCAGUAACUCAAAUUUUCUCUUAGCUGCUCUUUUCUCAUGUUCCUCAUUCGACCUCUCCUAAGAUAUCCCAACAGCAAAAUAUCUGCAUUUAAAGCACAAUUAAUAUCAAAUAGCAGAUAAAAAUUAGCAAUCACAGGCUAAACCCAAAUGAAUCUAUUGGGAGGACAUAUGUAUCAUAGCGGUAAUUAUUUGUAUAAGAAAUAAAUAUGUGUUUAUAUAUAUGUGCAGAAAGAGAGAGAAAUUUUUCAUGUUGAUCUGUUGGAAGGAGGAGGUAGUAAAGAAGGAAGAUUCAGAAGAAUCUCUCAGUGUCAUAGGUAAACCAUUAUGUUCAAACCUAUUUUGCUGUCCUCAUGUAAAUGUCAUGUAAAGCAUCAGUGGUGAGAAAAACUGCUUACAGUAUACUAGUAUCCAUAAAAUUCAAGAUGCUUAAUUGAAUGUUGUCCCUAAAAUAAUUGCUGUAAACGUCUGCUUUUUUACAAAGCCCCUUUGUUAUGUCAUCUUUGGCUGAAAUUUGUGAAAGUUAAAAGUCAAUAGGGUACUGGUUUAUUCUGAGGGAAUAUAAAUCCAGGAAAAUAUUGUCUUUGCAAACAAACCAUUAUGAUACAAAUAAAACUAAUUUUAAAAAAAGCAAGACAUGCAAAACCUUAUGUUUAUUAAUUUAUUUGGGAAAUAGAAAACACUUCAUGCUGAAAGCUCAGGAUAAAAACCAAACUAAUCUUUUAGAUGUAAAAAUGCUAGGAGAAUAUUUAAAGUGCUUACAUAUGGUGAAUUUCUUUUUAAUGGAGCUACUUUAGAGAUGAGUUGUAACUUGCUUAGAGUCUCACAAUUAUUGCUGCAGGGAAGACUGAAAAUGUACUCCAAAAUUCAUGAAUCGAUAAAGGAAUUCCCACCCUGUCAAGUUGCAGCUCUGCAAGGAGGCAGAGCAUCACUUUUGUGCUGCUGAGGCUCAAAGCAUGAAGAACCCAGUGGUGUAAAACAGUAGAUUGUUUUUCUGCAGAUAAGAAAUGCAAAAAGUCAAUAGACAGGAUAGCAUAGCAUGUCACACUGCUACUGUGGAAGAAAUAAAGCAGAGAUGAAAAAAGAGGGGGAGUGUGUAACAAAACAACCAGAGCAGAAAUAUAAGUUUUGAGACUUAGUGAACAACUAAUCAAUAAAAACAGACGGACUCAGAUUUGUCAGAAACAUGAAAUGUCAGUGAAGUUUAGUGUUGGUGCUCUUUCACAUCUAUUGUUGAACCAUAUAUUUUAUCUGUAUUUACUGAAUCAAUGUUUAGAAUUAAAUAAAAACCACUAAGCCUUUGGACUUAACUUGUGGUUGAUUCACAGCUAAAAGUUUGGGUGACAUUUUUAACCUAGUUGUUCUUUUUCUGUCCCUUCCAUGUGUAGGGCCUGAUUGCAAUCUAGAAAGGCUAGAAAUUUUGAUGUGAAUUAACUUUAAAGGAGAAUAAGCCUGCUAGUGUCCUAGAAAAAUGUGAUCACAUUUCUUUUUGUGGGUCUUGUCUGCCCAGCUUAAAGCCAGCA